Hepatospora eriocheir is the source of this 621-nucleotide messenger RNA. The record is from the annotation of a GenBank genome assembly. NCBI's taxonomy places the organism in Eukaryota, Fungi, Microsporidia, Hepatosporidae.
AUGAAAAGAGUAAAGAUAAUCUACCAAGAUAGUGUAAACUUCCUCUUUGAGCUCCAAGGAGACAUUCCUGUAACAGUUUUUAAGUCAAUAAUCAGAAAUAUAUUAAAGGCUAACUAUGAAAUUGAGUUACAGAAGAUGGAUAUUAAGCUGUCUAAUGAUAUGUAUGUACUUGACUGUUUUUACACGUCAGUGUUACAGAAUGAUGAUGAGCUAUAUAUUAACAGUUCUAUUCUAGAGCAGGAACAGUAUAGUAAUAUAGAGAUAAAGAAUUGGAAAAUAAGAGAAGCUAUGAAUCAGUUCUACUGUGAUUUGGAUGAUGAUAGUGGCAAGAAACAUCGUCAAAAUGGAAAUCAAAACAAAAACGGAUCUAAAGAUUCCAACAAGGAUAUCUUGAAGAAAUUUGAUCCUGUAUCACCCGAUUAUAAGGCUAAGAUAAUUACUAAGGAGAUGCGUUUUGUUACAAAUGUUAAUAGACAACAGACUAAAUCUAAACAACCAGAUAGCAAAAAUAAGAAAGAAGAAUUGAAAACUAAAUCUGAUUCUAAAAAUGUUUAUUCAUCUAAUUCAACUUCUGAAGAAGCUAUGGAUAGCAUUAAAGUUGAUGAACCUGCUAAUAAUUGA